AUGUCGAUUCUUGUCUUGGAAAAAGAGGAGUUUUUUGGCUAUGACGCUCUAGAUAGAUUCAUUAAACUAAGGGGAACUGAAAAAAGCAUUUUUAUCCACAAAAUGAAUCUAAUUUCACCAGAGGGUAGAGAACUCCAACUUAGCCAUGCUAAAAUUUAUACCAAGAUACUUGACUAUAUUGUAAGAAAAGUCAAGGAAAGGGCCAACGAGACACUUCAACAUGCUAAACACCCAGAAAAUAUAGAAUAUGUAAUUACUAUCCCAAGCCAUUGGAAAUAUUCAAAGAAAGAUCUCAUGAAAACAUUUAAUGACGCAAUAAAGGAAUCAGGAGAGAUAAAAGGAGCCAAGAGAACCAUAACUGUGUCCAAAGCUGAAGUGGUUUCCCCUUUUUUACAUGAAGUAAAGGCCGAUGUUUUGUGUCAGAACUUUAAUGUGGACCACUUAUCAUUUAGUGACGAAACAAAGUAUGCAAUAUUAGACAUAGGCAGCAGUGCGUGUGAAUUGACAAUUCUAACUGCACAAAAAGAGGGAAAAGAUCAAGCAGAUGAACCAGACAGAAGAGAAUGGGGGACAAAAAGUGUUGAAGAUGGAUCCCUAAAUUUUCUAAACAGAAUUUUUGGAUUAGAUGUAAUGGAAGACUUCGAAAGAAAUAAGGCAGAAUUAGAAGAGUUACAUCUCUCAUUUGAAAAGAUAAAGACAAACAAAAACACAUUCAAGUUAGGUGCAGAACCUGUUGAAAUACUAUACCAUCUAUUAUGAAAACACUAACUGAGGGGAGGAAGAGUUCGCCACAAAUGCAAAUUAAAAGAUUCAACAAUGA
Saccostrea cuccullata (small rock oyster) is the source of this 820-nucleotide messenger RNA. RefSeq lists its product as uncharacterized. The transcript is spliced from 4 exons. The record is from RefSeq and is a predicted model, not a curated record. Lineage: Eukaryota; Metazoa; Mollusca; Bivalvia; Ostreida; Ostreidae. The coding region runs from base 1 to 759 and encodes 252 amino acids.